Messenger RNA from Laccaria bicolor S238N-H82, 1335 nucleotides. RefSeq names its product carbohydrate-binding module family 13 protein. The coding region runs from base 1 to 1335 and encodes 444 amino acids. Lineage: Eukaryota; Fungi; Basidiomycota; Agaricomycetes; Agaricales; Hydnangiaceae. The record is from RefSeq and is a predicted model, not a curated record. The transcript is spliced from 5 exons.
AUGGUAGGCAGAGCACCAAGCACGUCGCUCUAUGGUGAGGAGCCCAAUGUCAGUCUCGGAAACAGAUACCUCCUUUUUCAUCCGAACUGUCUCGCGGCAGUCAAAGCUUGGCACAAAAAGACAGAAUGCUGCCAUUCUUCUCGCUGCCAAGGAUUUACCGUCAUGCUGGCGAAGUCGCUUCUCCUUUGCAUUUUGGCUGCUUCCCCGAUUCUCGCUGCCCCCCAGGGGCCUGCGGCCACAACGUCGACGACUUCUGUCACUCACACCUCGUCGUCUUCCUCCUCGUCGACUUCCUCCUCCAAACCGCUGACCACCUCAUCGACCACUGUCAGCACCUCGUCGACACCGUCAUCCACUAGCUCAUCCAGUUCAACAUUUAAAAGCUCGUCAUCCACGACGUCAUCCACCAGUUCAACCAGCUCGACCUCUAAAUCCUCCUCGACAUCAUCUACCAGCUCCACCUCCAAAAUCUCGUCGUCCUCAACCUCUUCUUCAUCUAAAACAUCGUCACCCACAACCACAUCUCCCUCAACUACGUCAACCACCUCGAGUACUACCACGACUAGCAAGACCACUACUAGGACCACUACCACAGUGACAUCGACUCGAACUGUCACUUCUGGAAUAAGCGUCACAACCACUACGACUUCAAGUACCACUACGACUCCGACUACUGGUCCGAUCACUGUCACCGUUACAGCCACGACCACAAUCCCCAUUACUACCACGGCCCGCCGCACUACCACAGUGACCUCAAUCCGAACCGUCACCUCCGGAAUAAGUGUCACGACCACUACUACUCCCAGCACUGCUACGACUCCGACUACUGGCCCAAUCACUGUUACCGUCACGUCUACGACCACAGUCCGAAAUACAUCCACUACGCAUAUUAUAACGGCCACCCCUACUCCUACUGGUUUCCAAAUCCAUAACAACUUCAGCAAUAAGUGUAUGGACGUUGCGGGUAACAUCCGGCAGAAUGGAACUCCGGUUCAGAUAUCCGACUGCAAUGGCAGUUCAUCUCAACGAUGGAUUAUCGCUAGAGGCGUCACGAGGGUUCAACUUGCAGGCACGAACUUCUGCUUGAAUGCUGGCAUGUCGAACGUCUUCGUCAAUGGCGACCAGUUGAAUAUCCGGCGGUGCAUCGACUCUAUCCCAGCUCAACUAUGGGAUUAUACGAACCAGAAUCAGAUCAUGCUAAAAGCGACAGAGGCAGGAGGGAACCCUCAAUGCGUUGAUUGGCCCUUCAACAAAACUCAACUGCAAACCUACCAAUGCCUCAAUGUCGGAAUUCCGAACGAGAUCUGGACCAUUACCAACACUACUACGUCUUAA